UGCAAAAAACAACCAUUGCGGGCUCCCAAAUUACGCCAUGCCCAUAAACUUAGACCACUGUUCAAUUUCCCUGUCCCAUAGACAAUUUCCCAUUAAUCCCACCAUGUUUAAAAACGUAAUUAAGCACUCAGAUUUGUUAAAAUCCAGUAAUUUUCCUUCCUUCUUCAGAAUAAGAUCCCAUUUUACUGCCAUAAAAAAUUCAUCCAAGAGUAAUAAUUUAUUUUCCAGAAUUAGUCCUCUCAGACAAUCCUCCGCUGUAGUUCCUGUCCUCGAUCAAUGGGUUGAAGAGGGCAGAAAGAUCCAAAAGAUCGAGCUUCAGAGGAUUGUUCAUGAUCUCCGAAGCCGCAGGCGUUAUUCUCAGGCCCUUCAGGUUUCUGAAUGGAUGAGUCAUGAAAGUCGCUGGACAUUUUCUCCUAGUGAUUGUGCCGUGCAUGUGGAUCUGGUUGGCGUGGUCCAGGGAUGGGAUGCUGCAGAGCAUUACUUUCACAGCUUGAAAGACCAAGAAAAGAAUGAUAAAACAUAUGGCGCUCUUUUAAACUGUUAUGUUCGUGAAGGACUCCUAGAGAAGUCUCUUUUACAUGUGCAAAAGAUGGAGGAGAUUGGUUAUGCUUCGUCAACUCUUGUUUACAACAAUCUCAUGUGCCUUUACAAGCUAACUGGGCAGCUAGAUAAAGUCCCUGAACUGUUGGCAGAGAUGAAGAAGAAUGGUGUGUCUCCUAAUAACUUUAGCUAUAGAAUCUGCAUAAACUGUUAUGGAGAGAAGUCUGAUCUUACUAGCUUGGAGGAGCUUUUGGAAGAGAUGGAGAACCAACCUGACAUCUCCGUGGACUGGACCACCUAUUCCAUUGUCGCCAGCUACUACAUUAGAGAUAACCAGAAGGAGAAAGCAAUUGUCUUUUUAAAGAAAUUGGAAGAUACAUUACUCAAAAAUGCUGUGGGGUACAAUCACUUGAUUUCACUCCAUGGGCAACUAGGGAAUUUGGAUGAGGUAAUGAGACACUGGGGUGUUCAAAAAUUUGUCUGUAGAAAACAAAUCAACCGAGACUACAUCACGAUGCUCGGCGCUUUAGUGAAGCUUGGUGAACUUGAAAAGGCCAAAGAGCUGCUGCAGGAGUGGGAGUCUUCUUGCCACACGUAUGAUUUCAGAGUGCCCAACAUUUUACUAAUUGGGUACUGUCAGAAAGAUCUAACCGAGAAGGCUGAGGACAUGCUUCGCAAGAUUGUGAAGAAAGGGAAAGUGCCAACUCCAAACAGCUGGGGGAUUAUUGCAGGAGGAUAUAUGAAUAAAGGUAACAUGGAGAAGGCCUUUGAGUGCAUGAAGGAAGCUCUGGCGGUACAAGAGCAAAACCCGAAAUGGGAUCCAAAACCUAGAUUAGUUUUCAACAUAUUGAAUUGGCUUGGCAAUAGAGGAGAGCUUGAAGAGGUACAGGCUUUAAUUAGGUCGUUAAGGACAGUUGUUCCAGCAAAUAGAAACCUGUAUCAUGCAUUAAUUAAAGCAAAUAUUAGAGACAGGAAAGAUGUUGAUUGGGUUUUAGAGAGCAUGAAAGCGGAUGGUGUCGAGGAAGAUGCAAAAGUUGAAAAGAUACUUGCCAUGAGAUGAAGGAAGCUGGGAACUUCACAUGAUUCUAAGAAAUUUUCGCAGUUUUGGAACAUGCAUUUUGCUUUACUUUCGCAGCUCUUGGAGAAGCUCGUAACUUUUUGAGAUGCAGCACCUUGUAAAUCAGCUGCUGAAGGAUACAAGUCUGGUGUGGCUUUUCAUAGGCAGGCUUACCAGGUUUGAAAUAGACAUGUACAGCCAAGGGAGGUGUGCAGCAUGCAGUGGAUUUCGGGCCUCAAUAAUUGUGGAAUGCAAUGUAGACAAUAAACAGCAAAUGUGUAGAAUUAGUGCAACAAAUGUAUACACUUGAACAAUAAAUGUAAAUCAGCAAAAACUGUUAGUACUUGUUUUUUAAUCAAUUACAGCUAUUGAAUUGAAAUGAAGUUGUACCCAAA
Molecule: messenger RNA, 1992 nt
Organism: Coffea eugenioides
Lineage: Eukaryota; Viridiplantae; Streptophyta; Magnoliopsida; Gentianales; Rubiaceae
Product: pentatricopeptide repeat-containing protein At4g21705, mitochondrial-like
Exons: 2
Coding region: 38-1600 (520 amino acids)
Cellular component (GO): mitochondrion
Molecular function (GO): protein binding
Source: RefSeq, a predicted model, not a curated record